Molecule: messenger RNA, 2817 nt
Organism: Acanthocheilonema viteae
Lineage: Eukaryota; Metazoa; Nematoda; Chromadorea; Rhabditida; Onchocercidae
Source: the annotation of a GenBank genome assembly
AUGAAGCUCGCCUCGAUAUAUCUGGAUAAUUCUGCUAAAGGUGUGGAGAAACGCGCUGAUGGGAUUCUAAAUUUCGGUGGUUUGAGAUGUAGCGAAGAUGGAUGUGAUUUGCAAGGUGGGAUGUCUUUUGCUCCAGGAGAUCUGUGGUUGAUUUCAGCACCAAAUGAGGGCUCUCCACAGGAAACAUGGGAUAAAUUGAAUCGGACAACUGGCAAUAUGUCCGUCAACUAUAAAUUCAAUGUACCUGAUCUGAAAGUAGGGACUUUGGAUCAGUUGGUCGGUUUAUCUGAUGAUUUGGCCAAAUUGGAUAUUGCUGCGGAACAGGUAACGCGGAAAUUAACACAGUACUUUGCUGAUGUUCUGGAAGAUGAACAGGAUAAAUUGCAGGAAAAUCUUAUCGUUAGUGGUAAAGACGUGAAAACUUAUGUUACCAAAUUCCAGUGGGAAGGUGCAAAAUAUCCUCUAAAGCAAUCUCUGAAAGUGCUCAGUGAUAUCAUUGGAAAGCAAAUCACUCAGAUUGACAAUGAUUUGAAGACGAAAUCCACUACCUACAAUAAUCUUAAGAAUAGUCUUGCGUCAAUCGACCGAAAAGCAACGGGCAGUUUGUUAACAAAAGAUUUGUCAGAAAUUGUGAAGGCUGAUGAUUUUAUCCUCAAUUCAGAGUACUUGCAGACGUUACUAGUGGUUAUACCAAAAACAUUAGUGAAGGAAUGGCAACAAAAGUAUGAAACAUUAUCUGAUAUGGUAGUGCCUGGAUCAAGCCGCUUAAUUAUUGAAGAUGGUGAACAGAUGUUGUUCUCUGUUACACUAUUCAAAAAAGUGAUUGAUGAAUACAAAACACAUUGCAGAGAGAACAAAUUCAUUGUGCGGGAUUUCGUUUACGAUGAGGAAUCUUUGAAAAUAGGUCGUAAUGAGCGCGAUAAGUUGGUGCAAGAGAAACAACGUCAGUAUGCCCCACUUGUUCGAUGGCUAAAAAUCAAUUUUGGCGAAAUUUUCUCUGCCUUUGUUCAUGUGAAAGCAUUGAGAGUGUUUGUUGAAAGUGUUCUCAGAUAUGGUCUACCUGUAAACUUCCAAGCAACGGUCAUAGAACCAAGUAAGAAUUCGCAUAAGAAAUUACGAGCGUCACUUCAUAAUCUUUAUUUGCAUUUGGAUACAUCUGCCGCUGGUCCGAUUGAGGCUAUCGAAGAUAAUCCAAUAUUGAUGUCGUUGGGUAUGCAUGACUAUUAUCCAUAUAUGUGGAAAGUCGAUUUCGAUGAUUUAUUUGAGGUAAUACCAGUUUCUUUUGCAGUAGGUUUUGAUGAGAAUUAUAGCAAUAGCCGUAGAUAUGAAGAGAAUGAGGUUGUUGCUGCUCUCUUGUUUGGCAGUGUUUCAUUGACGGACAUAACAAACGUUUUGUUUGGCUGUUUAUCAGAUUUUAAUGCAGCAUUGGAUCUGAUACGUUUUAUUGAAAGUUCGUUACCUUCAAAUAUUACUUUUCUUGGCGUUAUAUCCCUGGUCAAUGUGGAGUAUCCUUUCGAUUUGAAUACAUUAGCUGUAUCUGUGGAAAACACGGAAGGAUUCCUGACAUUGUUUGCAGUCGAAGCUUCACUCAAAGCUCGAGAUGUUGGUGGUAUCAUAGAAUUGAACAAAGGAAUUGAUUUGCGACCAUCUUCCACUAAAUCUAGCCAGAGUUUAUUGGCCCGAACAUCACUAUGUCUAAAUGUGAAUAUCAAUAUAAGUGAGAAGGGCAAUCUUCUUGAAGAAAUAGGCAGUGCUUUCACUGCUCAAUUGGAUAAUAUUGAAUCCUUAUGUUUCGUAAUUUCGAAUAAUAGCUUUAUCUUGGGUAGAAGUAAAGGGAUCGAUACGAAGCGACUUAAUGAAGAAAUGCUACAAAUAAGUGGAUAUUUAUCCAGUGGAAGGAAAUUUGUGAAUUUUACGCCACUCAUACCAGUCAAGAAGAAUUCUGAUGACUCUUUACCGAGACUUGUUCCAAUCGUAAAAAUUAGGAAAGAUCUCGCUAUGUUUUGCAACGUGAGAGCGGAGAUAACAUCGGUGGCUGAGGUGCAGUCCGAUGAUGGUCCAGCAGAAAUUCUUACCUUACUACGAAGAGCUUUGAAGCGAAUAGUAUAUCUCACUGGAAGAUGUUUAUAUGAAUUCGUCAACUUUAAUUCCGAACGUUUAAUAAAUAUUAGAUGCGGUGUGUUUUCAACGAACAGUGGAUUACUGUCGGUGGUUUAUCCUGUUAUCGAGGAUGACAUGGUGUUACAUAAACCAAAGGGAAAGAUAUAUAUUAUCAAUGGCUUCUACAAUUACCAUCAUUACAUGCAGGACGGAAUAGAUGACAGUGGCUGGGGAUGUGCUUAUCGUUCUUUCCAGACAUUAUGGUCUUGGUUUGUUCUUCAAGGGGGAUUGAAACUUGAGAGUUUGUACGAUUGUGGCGAUAAAGAUGCGACGUUUGUGGGAAGUCAACAGUGGAUUGGAUCUAUAGAGCUGAGUUACUGUUUGGAAAAUAUGGCUGGUAUUGAAUCACGAGUACUUACGACAAAUUCAGGCACAGAAGUAACCGCAAAUAUGCGUCAGUUGGCACUUCACUUUAAAACAUGUGGUACACCCGUUAUGAUUGGUGGUGGAAUGUUGGCUCAUACGAUUUUAGGCGUCGAUUUCAAUGAAUCAACGGGUGAAUCAUCAUUUUUGGUUUUGGACCCUCAUUACUCUGGCGACGAAGAUUUACACACAAUAAUAACGAAGGGUUGGUGCGGUUGGAAAAUGCCGAGCUUCUGGAAACAAGAACAUUUCUAUAAUUUGCUGUUACCUAUCCCGCCACAAAAUGUCAUUUAA